AUUUCGCCAUGAUCAAACAUCAGAUGGUCGUCUGAACGAGAGAUCCUCGCGCGUUCCUGAGCUUCCCCAACAUCUCCCGCCAGUUUGCAGUGUUUGCAGCGGAGCUUUCAACGCCUCCCGCGAUGUUGGGAUGCCUUCAACACUUUUUUUUGUUCCAUGUAUAGAUAUGUUUUAGACUUCUUUUUUUUUUCUUCUUGUUCUUCUUAUUCCGCUGUUUGCCGUCGAUAUGUCUACCCGUCAACGCCGGCCUGCUGACUCCCAGCCAGAGCAGGGUAAUGGCAAACCCGUCGACCUGCUCUCGACCGCUUCAGCCGUCGCAGAGAAACCGCCCAAGGUGAUCCGGAAGCUCCUCCACUGGGACGACCUGGCGCCCUGGCAGCGCGACAACCAUCAUAUCCAUACAGGCUAUCGACCGGCGUCGUUCUCUUUUCUGGUGUCUUUCCAAUCGCUGGCCUAUCUCCACAAUGAGACUGUCAAUAUCUACAGCCAUCUGCUGCCGUCACUGCUCGCGAUUCCCUCGGCCUUCUGGCUUUACCGUACUCUCACUCCACGCUACGAGACUGCCACGCAAGCUGAUAUAAUCGCGUUUUCAUGCUUCUUCGCUGGAGCUGCCUUCUGUCUCGGGAUGUCAGCAACCUACCAUACCAUCUCUAACCAUUCUCCGUUCGUUGCGCGCGUGGGAAACGCCUUUGACUAUGUCGGGAUCGUCGGGCUUAUCGUGGGCAGCUUCAUUCCCAGUGUCUACUACGGCUUCUACUGCCACCCAAAACUGCAGGACCUGUACUGGAGCAUGAUCAUCUUGAUUGGAUUAGGCUGCGCCUGCGUAUCCGUCAUGCCCCGGUUCCGCACACCAGAACUGCGACCCUUCCGAGCAGCCAUGUUCGUCGGGAUGGGGCUGUCGGCCAUCUUCCCGGUGAUGCACGGAUUGAAGAUAUUCGGUCCAGAACAGAUGGCUCGGCAGAUGGGGCUCUUCUGGAUGCUGCUCCAGGGAUUCCUGUAUAUCUUGGGAGCAGCAAUCUACGCCGCGCGAAUUCCGGAACGUCUAAAACCGGGCCGGUUCGAUCUUCUGGGAAGCUCGCACCAGAUCUUCCAUGUGCUCGUUGUCCUGGCUGCAGUGUCACAUCUGACGGGACUCUUAAAGGCUUUUGAUUAUCGACACAGCGGGUUGGCAGAGAGUUGCUCGUAGACCGAUAAACAGCAUCCGCGGUAACUACCGUAGUAUGUCGAAUUUAGGACUUGGAAGUCAUGUAAAUAACGAGAUCGUUGCUGUACCAUAAUAGAAUCUUUGCACGUAUGUCAUGAACUGCAAAAGCUACGGCUUCAACGCGGCAUCUCACGUUGGAUAUCAUGGCUGAUACAACAAUAAUGAAUCCAUCUGGAAAUGCCCCCAUUCGGCAUCCUGAUUGGUCAUACAAUUGAGCCUCGGCAAAUUCGCAAUCCGGGGUACUCAAUUUCGAUAACCAAAACUGAUAGUUAAG
Messenger RNA from Paecilomyces variotii, 1478 nucleotides. Its product is annotated as putative hemolysin-III channel protein Izh2. The transcript has a single exon. Gene Ontology annotation, cellular component: membrane. Lineage: Eukaryota; Fungi; Ascomycota; Eurotiomycetes; Eurotiales; Thermoascaceae. The record is from RefSeq and is a predicted model, not a curated record. Gene Ontology annotation, molecular function: signaling receptor activity. The coding region runs from base 227 to 1186 and encodes 319 amino acids.